UAAAGUCGUUUUCAAAGAUAACAACGGUGAAGGCAGCAGCAACAGUGAUUUUCAUCAUCAUCAUCAUCAUCAACAAUACCAUCACCAUCAUCAUCACUAUUAUAAGAAUGUCAAAGUCGAUGACGACGGCAAGUGUGACAUGGAUUUGUAAUAUGACGAGCAAAUAAAAAAAAUAUAUGUAACGAGUUUAAAGAUUGCCAGUCGGUAGUCAAAAGAAUGGCUGGUACCAUCUCACAUGUUUUCUACCCUUUACAACCUCCAGCAUCACCAUAACUACCAGCAUCAAUUAGAACAGCAGUCGAACAUUCGUACAUAAACGACACCAUUUUGUGUCUGCUUACUAGGGUUAAACAUGAAAUGUGGUUCCCAGAGACAAGGCCAGCUUUUUGCAAUGGGAUAGCAGAGACAGCUGUAUCAAGUUGGAAACCAAACAGGCAGAACAACAGCAGUAGCAGCAGUACAAUCAAGGAGGUUUUCAAAUAAUGCCUUUGGAGAAAGAAUUUCUAUUCUGAACUGUCAUAAAAAAGAGUUAUAGGUUCAGUUUAAUCUUGGAUCAAUUUGAGAUGAUUAAUAAAAUGACUGAUAUAUUUCUUACAUAGACACUAGAAACAUCCUGUGGAUAUGGAUGGAUCCGUUAGUGACAGAACCAGUCAUGGAAGUCUUCAUAGUAAACAAUAUUCACCUAGACAUAGCAUUGCAACUCACAGAAUAAACCAGCGCAAUCAAACACCAAUUUACUGUGACAUUUAUGGGAGAGAUCUCUCUCAACGAUUAGAUACACCAAGACUAACCUAUAUAACAGAAAACCCUAUCCACUGUGAUAUGUUUGGUAAGGAAUUCCCUCAGAAGCAUUGCUUGGAAACACCUAGAAUGGCAUACAUAACUGAUUCAGUGUUUCACUCAGAUCUUUUUCCCAAGGAUUUUCUACCACGACACACCUUACCUCCACAGAGAAUAUCCCAUAUUGCUGAAAAACAGAUCCACAGCAAUGAUACAUCUGUUUCUGGCAAACAUUUUUCACAGAGGCCAAGCAUGCAACAAGGGCAGCAUGUUCAAAGUGAUGGUGGUAGCAAACAGUAUGUUCAGAACCUUGUGGCCCAUCCAUCACACAGAAUGUCACAUAGUAUUUCUGAGAAACAUUUUUCUCAGAACUCUCAAAGUAAUUUGCCAGAUAAACAAAUCCAUAACAGUACUAGCAGUCAGCACUUCCAUAAUGAAGAAAAUAGAGGAAUGUCAAGAUCUAGUCAUGGAAUUGGUAAACACAUGCAGCACAAUUCAAAUAGUAGUAAUGCAGCUAACACUGAUGGAAACCACAAAAGCAACAGUAGAAACAGUUCUCAUGAACAACCAAGCUCUUGUUCAUCUCCAUCAAAUAAUAUUGCUGAAAAAUCUAUGCAUAAUAACGUCCCGGGCAAACACUUUCCAUUGGAUUCAGGUCUUCAAACACCUCGACUAACUCCGGUCAAUGAAACAGUUUUACUUAAUGAUAUGUAUGGCAGUCCAUCUAGUCAACCAUGUUAUGUGCCCCCACCACAACCACCAGCACAAUCAUCAUCUAUAUCAGAAGAUAUUAUGACAAAUAAUUCAUCUACAAAACAAACCAGCCCUCACUGUCACCAAAAACCUCAACAGACUACUUCAGAAGCCAACAUAUCAUUGGCAAUGUCUUCAUCAUCAAAGUCAUUCUAUUCGGACGCCACUAUUGAUCAAAAGCAUCAACAUGAAGCAAAUAAUAUUAACAUGAAUACAAAACCUAGGCAACUAUUCUGUGGUUACUGUGGAAAGGAGUUUGUUCAGGAAUAUUUAAUGCAGAUUCAUCGAAGAAUUCAUACUGGAGAGAAACCAUUUCAGUGUGAUAUUUGUUCUAAAAGCUUUGGCCGUAGGGAUACCUUGCGAAUCCAUAAGCGUACUCACACCGGGGAGAAACAAUUUCACUGUGAUAUAUGCUUAAAAAAAUUUGCUCAGAAAGACUAUCUACAGAUACACAAAAGGUUACAUACUGGAGAAAGACCAUACCAUUGUGAAAUAUGUCAAAAACAGUUCUCUAGAAAAGAUACAUUGAAAAUUCAUCAGAAAACCCAUUUUAAACAGCAUGACGAUGUUAAAGGUCAACAAAAGCCUAAAUUUCAACAACAACAAACAAUAUACUACCAACAACAGGACAACAAAGUGCCCUAUCAAUCACGCUGUCAAAUGGAAUCAUCACAACAGCAUAAACCAAAAUAUCAAUGUGAUAUAUGCCUUCAGUCAUUUGCUCAAAAAGAUUACCUGAAAAUUCACAAGCGUAGUCAUACUGGGGAAAAGCCCUAUCAGUGUGAUUUUUGUAUUCAGAAAUUUGCUCGGCGAGAUACACUUCAGAUUCAUCGAAGGACACAUACUGGUGAAACCUCUUUCAGAUGUGAUGUGUGUGGAAUGCAGUUUGCUAAGCGGCAGAAACUUGAAAGUCAUAAACAAACACAUAGUAAUAAUCCACACAGUUCUAGAAAACAGAAACAUAGCUGUGAUAUUUGCUGGAAGAAAUUUGCACAACGGGACUAUUUGCAGAUACACAGACGUGUCCAUACUGGUGAGAGACCAUUUGUAUGCGAGUUUUGUUCAAAACCAUUUGCAAGAAAGAGUACAUUACAAAUCCACCGCAAGAUACAUACAGGUGAAAAAAAAUUCCAUUGUGAUGUGUGUCUUCAGCAAUUUUCUCAAAAGGAUAAGCUUCAAAUACAUUACAGAACACAUACAGGUGAGAAACCUUUUCAGUGUGACUUCUGCAUUCAGAAAUUUUCUCGCCGUGAGACACUUCAAAUACACCGACGUACUCAGCAUACCUUUGAAAAGCCAUAUAACUGUUCUCUCUGUGGGAUGAGCUUCAUAAAACGAGAUAAGCUUCUUUCUCAUCAAAGGUGUCAUCAUCCUCAAACUAAAGUAAAAAUCAAGAGAUUUGUUUGUGACAUUUGUUCAAAAAGCUUUGCUCGUAGAGAUACUCUCAAAAUUCAUAGAGCACGUCAUUCAGGUGAGAAACCAUACCAGUGUGAGGUGUGUCUCAAGCAGUUUGCACAAAAGGACUAUCUAGUCAUACAUAAACGUAUACAUACUGGAGAAAAACCAUUCCACUGUGAUCUUUGUCCAAAACAGUUUUCUCGGAAAGACACUUUAGUAAUACAUAGACGUUCACACACUGGAAAUAAGCCAUUCAAAUGUGAAAUUUGUUCUGCCCAAUUUUCACAGAAAGCUGCAAUGCAGAUACAUAGGCAAACACAUGUUGGUUUUAAGCCUUUCUCUCAUAACCAAAGUCCAAAACAUUUCCCACAACAAAAUACUUUGCAAGUUCAUCAACAGAAUCAGUCUUUGAUAUGCCCUUAUCAAUGUAACAUUUGCUUCAAGCAGUUCAUGCAAAAGGACUACUUGGUUGUACAUCAACGUAUUCACACAGGUGAACGUCCAUUUGAAUGUGAAUUUUGUGGGCAGAGAUUUGCACGUAAAAAUACACUAGCUGUACACAGGAGGUCACAUACUGGAGAGAAACCUUACCACUGUGAGAUUUGUCUGAAACAGUUUUCCCAGAGAGACUAUUUGCGCAUUCAUGCAAGAAUUCAUACUGGGGAAAAACCAUAUCACUGCGAGAUUUGCCCUAAGCAAUUUUCCCGUAGAGAUGCUUUGCAAAGACAUAAACGCACUCAUAAUAUAAAAGUACCAUCUUUACCAUCACAACCUAUCCAAAUUAUUCAUUCUAAUUCUGAACAUAUUUCCUCUCACAUUUGUUCCAGUAAUAAUUCUAAUAACAACAGCAACAACAUCAGCAGCAGCUGUAAUGAAAACUGUGGUGGUAAUGUUCAGACAUUGCAGAAAAGUAAUGAAACUUCAACAGAAGCAGUAAACCCAGGAUCAUUAGUUAAUCGAUCACAAGACAAUAAAAGUAAUAUUGCUCCAGUAACAGCAUCCACAAGUGACGAAUAUCCUCCUGUCAGUAAAUAUAUGUGUUUGUAAAGUGCCACGGAUGGGCAUAUAAACUGAGGACCACUGGUUAAGGUUAUCUCUCCAGAUUUUCUAUAGAAAUUAUUGCCAGCACUGAUUUUAUUAUGAAAAUCUGUAGACACAACUUUAAUAAGUGAAAUAAUAACACUGCUAACACAGUAGAGAACAGUAUUGACUUAUAAAAAGGUUUAAUAAACUUUGUAGUAUAUUAUAGUUGCAUAAUGAAAUACAAUAUUGCUACCAAUAAGCUGGGGAAACUAGUUCCCUUUUGUUUUCAUCAAUUUUGACUCCCAAAAUAAAUUGAAAGUCAGACGUGAAUAUUAGGUGACAUUUUCUAAUUUUUGUUGAAUGGGAUUUUGUCCAGAUAUAAAAAAAGAACAGCUUUAAAUUUCAUCAACUCUCAUUACUGAGUGACCAUAUGUCCAGUCUAACUCCAAAAAUUACUACAUCACAUGUUGACUGUUAUCAGAGAAAAUAUUACAAAUUAUCAGAUAUUGUUGUAGAAAUUUUUCCUAUAUUCACAGAUGUAUAUUCUUCAAUUUUUAUCCUUAGAUCCCUUACAUACAACAGAUAAUUUUUUUUUUAAAUUUUAUAACUUCUUCCAGUGACAUGGCUACAGUACUUGCAUAGUACUUUGAAUUUGUAAUCUAUUAACUUAAUGUGAUCUAUUUUGGUGAUCCCUAUGGGGGAAUGUUAUUUCUAGUGCCAACCAUUUGUAUGUAUACAUUUCACUGCACAUAUGAACAUGUGCAUACUUUUUUCAUAUACAAAUUUACAGACUUACAUAUUUAGUUAAAACGUGGAAACCUUUCAGCUGUGUUAUGUUAUAUGGCUCAACUGUGAUACCUAGUUUAACUUUGUUAUACAUCUCAGCUAUCAUAUUUAACUUAGAUAUCAUCUUUCAUAAUGUAUUGUUCAUUUGGGAUAAACUAUUUAGUCUUUAUGUAUCAUUUGUUUCAGAUAAAACUAAAAUUAUAAUAUAACCCAAAUUGAUAUCUUAAUAAUGAAGAAACCCACCAGAGAACAUGGUUUUAUCUACAAUUUGUUUAACUAAAAAUUAUUCUAAAUUCUUGUUUGGAAAUAUGGCUUUCAGAAUCUUUUAACUGCUAUAGGAAUUAAUUCACUUUAAAAUAUAUUGAUUCCAGUAGCAUGGAUUGAGUAUUGAAAUGGUGUGUUAAACAUUAUAAUGAGGUACAUGUAAAUCUGAUUUUAUAAAAUAACUGCUAUUUUCAAAUAACAGGGUAUUUGUAAGUAGUGCAGAAAAUGUGAAGUAUAUCCAGCAUUUCUUAUAUUAUAUUAUCGUACUUACCAGUAAUACAUAAUCUUAACUUGUGGAGAAAUAGCGCUGAACGAUAGCUCUUUAUAUCAUAAAGACACUACCUCUUUCAGUUACAUCUCAAGACAUUAUAAUACAUAGGGCACUGUAUGACAACACUAUUCAACAUUUCUUACUUCACAAUAAAACAUAUUUAAUAUUGUUUUUAUAUUGAAAUAUGUUGUGUUUCAUUUUCUUUAUCAAAAUAAUCAUAGUACUCUGAUCCUUAUAUCAAAAUGAUUCAUAGUACAUGAUACUAUAUUAGAAUACACUAUAGUACACAACCUUGUAUAUUUGUACCAACUAGGAAGCCUCCAUAUAGUCACUUAAAUAUCUAGAAAUAGCAGCCAAAUUGCUUUUAACCCUUUAGCAUUCAAAUUACUUAGUCAAAUGUAAAAUACGUAUUUAUUCACAUGGCUUUGAAUUAAUUACGUAUUAUCUUGUGUCUUUUAUAAUUCAAUGAUGUGAUUGUAUAUAUUUUUAGAAUGACAUUGUAAGGUAGGUGUGAGAAGCUAGAUCUGGCCAAUUCAAACAUAAAAUGGAUAGAAUAUCUGGGCCAGAUUUGGCCAGUUUAAAUGUUAAAGGGUUAAAACACAUCUUUCUGUCAUAACUAAGAAUAAGACUUACAAGAUAUUGUUGUUCCAGAUACCUCUAAAUAUAUGGAAAGAUAAUAACUUAAAUGUUUUUGAUCAUAAGUCUACUUGAUUAAUGCUAACCUUGGGCUAAACAACAACCUUACAUAUUUUAUUAGGAAGCUACUGCCAAAAUCUAUGAUACAACCUAUCUGUGAUACAGACUCCUACACUACAAGCUACUUUAUCAUGCUUUACUAUUAAGAUAUUGUAUUAUGAUAUACUACAAUGGUUUUGGUGGCCCCAGUAGAAGUUUAAUGUUGCAAUUUCUGUUGAAGUGGCAGAAUGGUCUCAACUCAAACUAAUUUGGGAUGUGAAAUUCAGGGGAGAACUCUACUGAUUUUGUCUCAGGAAAAUUUAGUAGAGUUCUCUCCAAUUACUGUAUGACAUUUUGAUGCUGUAUUACAUCAUGUUUCUGAUACAAGAUAUUCUAUCAUAAUGAUGAUGUAUUUCUUUCAUUACAAUAUUCUAUCAUAAGUAUUAUUCAUUAAAUUAAUUUGUUACUUUGUAUGAAAUUAUAUUUUAGUUUUUAGAGAAGAAAACUAUUUAAAACAAUGCCCUUUAUCAGAAAUCCUUAUACAGUUUGAAAUAUAAGCAUAUACAAUAUCAGAAUGCUUUAUCUUAAGAUAUACGGUAUGUUUGUUUGUAAUAUAUGUUAUAUAUGCAAUAAGCUUGAGCAGAAAACUGGAGGUAACAUUUGAGUGAACCAGAAAAGGCAUCUUCUAACCAUAAAAUGAAUUUUAGAAAUUGCUUUUGAAUAAUGCAUUAUCUAUGACCAUAUGAGAAUAAAAUGCAUUAUCAAUGACCAUAUGAGAAUAAAAUGCAUUAUCAAUGACCAUAUGAGAAUAAGAAACUCAGAAACACUAUCUGUGAUUCUUCUCUCACUACUUUGGCAAGAAAGGCAAAAUCUAUGCUUCACUGAUGAGGUCUUUGAAAACAAAACAUAUCUGGAGUUGCCUCCCAUAUUUUCCAAAUUAAUUAAAAUAUUAUUCAUUGACUAA
This is a messenger RNA of Octopus bimaculoides (California two-spot octopus), 6914 nucleotides long. RefSeq lists its product as uncharacterized. The record is from RefSeq and is a predicted model, not a curated record. Gene Ontology annotation, biological process: regulation of DNA-templated transcription. Gene Ontology annotation, molecular function: RNA polymerase II cis-regulatory region sequence-specific DNA binding; DNA-binding transcription factor activity, RNA polymerase II-specific. Lineage: Eukaryota; Metazoa; Mollusca; Cephalopoda; Octopoda; Octopodidae.